AUGAAGGGUUAUGUCAUAGGGCGGAAUGGAUAUAUGGCCGCUGAUAGACAAAGUAUUCGAGAGGAGAAUGCUGAAGGAUGUAUUGGGGAAGAUGCUGGUGGACAAAGUAUUCGAGAGGGAAACGCUGGAGCUUGUAUUGGGGAGGACGCUGAUGGACAAAGUAUUCGAGAGGGAGACGCUGGAGGAUGUAUUGGGAGGAAGCUGGUUGACAAAGUAUUCGAGAGUGAAACGCUGGAAGAUGUAUUUGGGAGGACGCUGAUGGACAAAGUAUUCGAGAGGGAAACGCUGGAGCUUGUAUUGGGGGAGGACGCUGAUGGACAAAGUAUUCGAGAGGGAGACGCUGGAGGAUGUAUUGGGAGGAAGCUGGUUGACAAAGUAUUCGAGAGUGAAACGCUGGAAGAUGUAUUUGGGAGGACGCUGAUGGACAAAGUAUUCGAGAGGGAAACGCUGGAGCUUGUAUUGGGGGAGGACGCUGAUGGACAAAGUAUUCGAGAGGGAAACGCUGGAGGAUGUAUUGGGGAGGACGCUGGUGGACAAAGUAUUCGAGAGGGAAACGCUGGAGGAUGUAUUGGGGAGGACGCUGGUGGACAAAGUAUUCGAGAGGGAAACGCUGGAGGAUGUAUAGGGGAGGACGCUAAUGGACAAAGUAUUCGAGAGUGA
This is a messenger RNA of Ylistrum balloti, 660 nucleotides long. RefSeq lists its product as uncharacterized. NCBI's taxonomy places the organism in Eukaryota, Metazoa, Mollusca, Bivalvia, Pectinida, Pectinidae. Bases 1 to 660 code for a protein of 219 amino acids. The record is from RefSeq and is a predicted model, not a curated record. The transcript is spliced from 2 exons.